Messenger RNA from Lottia gigantea (owl limpet), 1707 nucleotides. RefSeq lists its product as hypothetical. Lineage: Eukaryota; Metazoa; Mollusca; Gastropoda; Lottiidae. Bases 1 to 1707 code for a protein of 568 amino acids. The transcript has 12 exons. The record is from RefSeq and is a predicted model, not a curated record. Gene Ontology annotation, biological process: regulation of DNA-templated transcription. Gene Ontology annotation, molecular function: zinc ion binding. Gene Ontology annotation, cellular component: nucleus.
AUGGCAGCGCCCACGACCGAAGAAUGGAUAUGUCAAGAACUAGCCAAAUUUGGCAUCGAAACAACCCCAGAAAAUGCCAGUUAUAUACUAUCCAUGGACAACAAUCAAGAUCUAGAAGACUAUAUGAAUGAUUUGUUAGAUAAAUCAGAUCCUAAAGUCAGAAUAUUUGUUCAGGAAUUAUUAAGAAGAAAUGGAGGGAAGAAUUCUAAUGAAUGUGUGGUUUUACCAAAGAAGAAUGAAAAAGAUGUGUAUUUUGCUGGUGUCAAUAAAGUGAAGAAAAAACCCAAACCACCAAAAACUAAAACAAGUCCAUCAAAAGUGAAUGGUUACAAACAAGAGGAGCAGGAGUCUCCGCCAUUGAAGCCAACUCCUUCUCAACCAGAUACUGUGAUAGAUGGUACGAAGAAAAAAUCAAAAUUUGUUCCUUUAUUUAGUCAAGAAGGUCAAGCUAAAUCUGUGAUUAAAUUGUCAGGAAGACAUGUUUGUGAAUGUCAAGCUGCUAAACAUAAACUGAUCAGUAAUUGUUUAAAAUGUGGUCGAGUCGUUUGUGCACAAGAAGGUUCUGGACCUUGUUUAUUUUGUGGAAAUCUUGUCUGUACAAAGUCUGAGUUUGAUAUAUUAUCAAAAAAUAAUAAACAAAGUGAUAAAUUACGCAGUCAGUUAAUGGGUAAUUUAGAUGCUCUGAGUUUAGCUGGACAGUCAAUCUACCAAGAUAUAUCAGGUGAUAUUAAGGCUAUAGAAGAAGGGGCUGAAAAAGCUAAAAAGCACAAAGAUAGGCUGUUGAACUAUGAUAGAACUAGUGUAAAAAGAACCCAAGUUCUAGAUGAUGAAUGUGACUAUUUUGCUACGGAAUCCAAUAAAUGGAUAAGUGAGGAAGAUAGGAAGAAAUUAAAGGAAAGAGAAGAGGAAUUACGAUCAGAGAGACAUGGUUCACGCAGGGAUAGAAAGAUAACAUUUGAUUUUGCUGGUCGUAAAGUCAUUGAUGCUGAAAAAGACACUAGUAAAAAUAUGUAUGAUGUAAAUGAUGAUGUGAUACAGCAAGUUCAUUAUGGUAAAAACACUCAAUCUAAAGACAAUGUACUGUUAAAACCUUCCGAUUUUAAUCCUUUAGUGAAUCCUACUAUACAACAACAUGCACCAAAGUAUGUACCUGUUGGUGAAUCAUACAGUGAUAAAGCCACCAAUUUAAAUAAUACCAAUUCCCCAUUUAAACAUAAAUCAACAUCACGAAUACAAGAUAAAGAAUUAUUAGAGAUGAGUGAUGAAGGAAUGUGUAUGAGUAUGCAUCAACCAUAUGCUUCACUGCUGGUGAAAGGUAUCAAAAUUCAUGAAGGAAGAACAUGGUAUACUGCCCAUAGAGGUGUAUUAUGGAUAGCUGCAACUUCUCAAACUCCUGAUACUAAAGAUAUAAGUGAUGUGGAAAAAUUUUAUAUUUAUCAUUAUGAUGAUAAAGAUAUAAAGUUUCCUAGUCAUUAUCCUGUAGGAUGUUUAUUAGGCUGUGUUGAUGUUGUUGAUUGUUUAUCUCAAGAGGAAUACAGGUUAAAGUUUCCAGAUGGAGAAUCUGUAUCUCCCUAUGUAUUUAUAUGUGAAAAUCCUCAAGAAUUAAUAGUAAAAUUUCCUAUUAAAGGAAAACACAAAAUAUAUAAAUUAGAUUCCAACAUUCAUCAAGGUGCUAAAAAAGGUUUACGUCAACCUUCAAAUGUCUGA